This is a messenger RNA of Mercenaria mercenaria, 4812 nucleotides long. RefSeq names its product alpha-protein kinase vwkA-like. The transcript is spliced from 5 exons. Lineage: Eukaryota; Metazoa; Mollusca; Bivalvia; Venerida; Veneridae. The record is from RefSeq and is a predicted model, not a curated record. Gene Ontology annotation, molecular function: protein serine/threonine kinase activity; ATP binding. Gene Ontology annotation, biological process: protein phosphorylation. The coding region runs from base 115 to 1179 and encodes 354 amino acids.
UUCUUAAGAAACAUAUUGACGUCAACUAAUUUUAAAAAGCUGGAGAAAGUUGGACAAGAAGUGAAGGCGGUGCAAGUCAAGUAUUGAAAUCAAACAUAGCUUCAGUUUAUUCUGAUGGAUGUUUGUUGUCAUACUGACUGCACGUGUGAAGAUUUCGAGCGUUCGUCCGCAACUCACCUUAGUAAACUGGCUAACUUUUGUUUACUUUUGAACAACGAGAAUAAAACACAAAGGACACUUGUCAUGGGGAUGUUUGGCUUUACCAUCGAAAAUUCGACGUUUCCCUCCAUCCAGCCAUGGAAAUUCGGCCAGGACUACUGGUGCUCGUUUGAACUAUACCCUGAAAGGACGGGAAAAACAUUCUAUAUAUUCAGAGGAAAGGCCUACCACCAAAAAGAUUAUUGGUCCGGUACUAUGGUGGCUGUGAAGACGUUCCGACAUCUAGAAGGUACGGUCAGUGAUUGGAUGCCGUACAAAGAACGCUGUGACGUAACAAGAAAGCUGGUGGCUGACUUCAAUAAACAUUUAGCAAGCAUAACGUGUGACACCAAGCUUACUUUCAUCAAACCUAUAGAUGCCGUAAUGGACAGCCUUUCUGACGUCAUGAAAAUUACGCGUUUUUUCAUGCGCUACGACAAAAAAUUCGAAAACAAUGAAGUCGUCCUUUUCGAAGAGAUUUUAGAGGGUGAUUUCAAAAUAUUUGUUGAUGCCCAUGGCUUAGCGACAGGAAAUGGUUCAGAAGUACUAGACGCAUUUUGUCAUUUCACUUAUCACGUUUCCAAAGAAAAUUUAGUGGUAUGCAACCUAAAAGGCAUUGAAGAGGAGGGAGAGUACAAACUAACCAAUCCGACAAUUCAUUCACGUGACGGUUGUUAUGGUGAUAAGGACAAGCGUGAUGUAGGGAUCAGUGACUUUUUCCGUAACCACAUCUGCAAUUCAUUGUGUGAAAGCUUCAUAAAACCAGACACUUUGCACGUGCAAGAAUGGUACGAGGAACCAUGUGCUCCAAAUCACUGUUGCACCAGCGAUGACACCAUAAGCAAAGAAAGAGAAACAGAAGAAGGAAUGCCAUUUAUGGAACAAAAGAACAAUGAACGGGGACAGAUUUUUCUACCAGAAUAUACGUCUUCUGAUCCUCUUGGUCCGCCGUCAUAUGACACGUGCAUAAAUGGCAAAUGACGAAUUUACCCGUUGAUAUAUAUAGUUACAAAUGAAAUCUCUAUACCGUAAAGAAUAACACCUCUAGUGUUUCAAAUGAGAUCUAUAAUGUUACAAACAAGAGCUCUCUUGUUACAAAUGAACUAUAUAGUGAUACAAAUUAGACCUAUAGGGUAAAAAUGAGAUGCUUGCGGUCGUUUACAAAAGUUUGAAAAACGUAGUUACUGAUCUCUCAAAGGUGUUUCUGGACAUUCAGUUCCAGGUCACUUUACGAAAGUGCUAUGCAUAAAUAAAACAGCAAGUUUCACGUGCUUACACGCAAGGGAAUAUAAAAAAAUUAUGCCGUUUUUCCAGUGAUGCUCAAAAUGCAUAGUGAGCUCUAUAAGUGGGUAUAUUUUUGUGUUCUAAGUGAGGCUUCAUUUUUCACAAUAAUGGCUCUCCAAUUUUUUUUCACAAUAUAUUCAUUGUAUAUAUUUGUAAUAGAAUGAUUGACAUAUCUAUAAUCAGUCUUCUAUCUCUAGUUAUUCUUGUUUUCAAUUUAAAUUUAUUUAUUUAUUGUUUCGUAUGGGGUUUUUUGCAGGUGUGUGUUCGCUUUAUAAAUGAUCAAAUUUGGAACCAAAAAAUGUUAAUCUUCAUUUUAUUUAUAAAUAGAUGUAUACCAGACAGUGCCAUUUAUAUAAGCUUUUACCAAAGAUGUCCAGAAAAUACCAGUUAUAUAUAUACAUAGUCAAGGAGUUUUUGUGAUACAAUAUUUAGCAUAGUUAUUACUUUUACGUACUACAUGCACUUUAAAUAUACUUUUUACCCAACAUGGUAUGUGAGAUUACUUAAACAAUAGAAAUGGUCAAACGGAUGUAUUAAAUCGACAUAUUUAUUUUCAGGCUAGUUAUAGGUUAAAGGUCAGUAAUUCAAAUCCUUCUUUGUUUCAUAUAAAAACGACAACUUCAUGUCGUCUUCACGUAUCUUUAGAGAACAUCACUUUUUCCUACACCUAUUUUUCAUGAAAGUUCUAUCACAAAUUAACGAAAAAAUGAAAAGAAAAUAGGGGUUUAUGUAGUUCCUAGUGAAAUGCCAGUCAGUUGUGGUUUGCUACCCUAAAAAUGGCGCAUAUUUGCUCUCGUCCGCGCAAUAAACACCUACUUCUGGUUUCGAUCUGCAAAACUUGCCAUGUGGGGUGUAUAAACAUGAAAACCGUCUCAUUUCAUGCAGAAUGUAUUCUAGUAGUGAAAAAUGGUGAUUAAAGCACUCGUUCUACACGAAUUUGCGCCAGAUAUGGAAAAAUUAGGAUCUAUUUAUUAUGGUCUUCUUUCUUAUUCCUGUAAGUUAGGUAUUUGCCUCUUGCUGGGUGGCUACCCUUUAUGGAUAUAGUAAACUAUGGAUUUCUAACAACUGCCUGUUAAUGAUGACUUUUAAAUUCCAUUGAACCUAUCACAUUGUACGUUAAAAGUCUUUCUUUACUUGGCUCGAAUCUCUUUCCAGCUGCAUGCUUUUGUAUGAGAUGCACUGUAUAUUUUCAACACUUAUUGUAUUGGGGUUUUUUUUGUAGUGUUCUUUUCUGCUAUAUUUUUAUUAUACAUUCCUUUCUAGCUAUGUGCAAUAACUCUAACUCUACUAUAUGAAGAGUUACCGGCCCUUGCUUUUUUUAGUUGCUUUAGUUUAUACUGGUCUAUUUAAAUGUACUUUUGUCGAUUAUGAACAAAAAAAUGUUGAAAUGUGGCAGGUGUUUGCAAUUCUACUAUAUCGCUUUGUCUAUUCCUCUUUAUUAGGAAAAUACUUUUUAUUUUCUUUGAGUGUACUGUUCGAGAUGAUAUUUACUUACGGAAAUGUGUGGUAAAUGCAAAUAUACUAAAAAAUAUAAAGAUGAAAAUCUCAAAGGAAUAGCAGAAUUCGAAUUCUCUUUAAGCCGAAACUUAAUUUAUUAAGCCAGAUCUUUGCACUGGAGUUCAGUAUAUUUAUUUUUGAAAUGCUGAUAACUCGUCAUUUAAAGGUUGUUUUUUUUUUUGUUUCAUUACGUUUUAGUUUUGAAAUUGUAUUUGGAAAUAUAAACAGAAAGUCUUAUAUUUACAUAUGUUAUUGAUAGUCCUGUGAAUAAAUUAUUUGCAUUGUUAUUUCAUUAGAUGUGCUCUUUACAUUGUUUUGUUUGGAUAGUAUAUGAAGUUUGUUAGUAUAGAGUUAGAUUCCAAUUAUUUAUUUAAAUAUAUUAUAACCUUAGUUGUUGUGUUUAUAACCAAACUGAUCAAUAAUUUAAACUAAUUUAUUUUACAACAUAAUAUAGAAAACAAUAUUUUACAUGAUUUCCCUAGUGGAAGGCGUUGCUUGGUCUAAUGUGCCCAUUUUUCAUACAUUGAGAUUUUUAGAUUUUGAAAUUGUAUUUUACUACCAAUGUCAAACUUUAAGGCACAGACUGUAUCCCAAUUUUACUGCAUUUAUCUUCCUUUAAAUGAAUUUCAUGUACUUUCAUGUAACCGUUCAUCUUCAUUUCAUACAGAAAACAUUAAUCUUAGAAUCAUGAUAAUUAUUUUCAUUUCAUAGGAUUACCAUGUUCAACUAUCCAAAAAGGUAAAAGCUAUAUGAACCGUGCCAUGGGAAAACCAUGCGUUUGCGACCAGCAUGGAUCCAGACCAACCUGCGCUUCCGCGCAGUCUGGUCAGGAUCCAUGCAGUUCGCUUUCAAAGUCUUUUGCAAUGAGAGAAACCAUUAGCGGACAGCAUGGAUCCUGACGCAGUCUGGUCUGGAUCUAUGCUGGUCGGAAACGCACUGUGUUGGUUUUCUCAGGACACGGCUUAUAUGAUUUACCAAAGUAGUCUUACUUUAGAACGUUUUUCCUGCUCUCAAGUUUUCGAAUAUAAAUACUAGGGGUUACAAUUUUAGACCUAGUAAACUUGAUCAAUGAAAUUGGUCAGAAUGUUUGCCGCAAUAACGCCUUGUAUGAGGUGAUCUAGGUAAAAAAAAAAACGAAAAGGAUAAAUUUUGAACCUGAUAUUAAUACAAUUUGAUGAGAAUGCACGUCCUUUACAUACCAUUGUAAAUUUAAAAUUGAGCCAUCUACGGUCAAAAAGUCGGUCACAGGGUCAGAUCGUUAAAAAACGUUGCUAACAUUCUAUAGAGACCACAUUUUACUAGAUGUGUAUAACACAUAGCCAGAAUGUUUGUCUUCAUUAAAUCCAGGUAAAAUUUGAUAAGGGGAUUAGGGGUAAUAAAUUUGACCAUUAAAUAAAAUAAUUAAAAAAAAAAAAAGAAAAUUAAACGCUCUAGAGGCUCCAGUUUCUACAUGAUCUUUAUGAAAUCUUUUUAGAAUGUUCGUCAUCAUGUAAUAAGGUCAAGAUAGAAAAAUACUAGUAGGUUACUAGGUAAAAUUAAACAACAUUUUUGUCUACACCCCAGAAGCCACGAUUUAUAUCUUAUCUACAAGAAAAUUGGUUAGAUAGUCUUUACGAAAUAUAAUUAUGUAUAAUUUAAAAUAAACAUGGUGUCAAACACUUCAAGUAGUCAGGUGAGCGAUAAGGGAAAUUGUUGGCCAUCUUGUAUUCUGAUAUAGUUUGUGUAUUUAUAAGAUAUUUUAGAGGAUUCAAUAAUUUAUUGUCAUAACAGAGCAGCAUUAACAUAAAUUAUGUGUAUCAUUCAAUAAAAUUAAUAAAAUGCAGAUUUAAUUUU